This is a messenger RNA of Spodoptera litura, 1784 nucleotides long. RefSeq names its product 2-acylglycerol O-acyltransferase 1. NCBI's taxonomy places the organism in Eukaryota, Metazoa, Arthropoda, Insecta, Lepidoptera, Noctuidae. Gene Ontology annotation, biological process: triglyceride biosynthetic process. Gene Ontology annotation, cellular component: endoplasmic reticulum membrane. The record is from RefSeq and is a predicted model, not a curated record. Gene Ontology annotation, molecular function: diacylglycerol O-acyltransferase activity.
CAGAUUGUAAUCGUCUUAAUUCUAUCUAACUCAGUUGUAAGCUGAACUUAGACGCGCGCGGUCGUGUCUCAUUCAUGUGUUAACACAAAAAGUGAUUCCGUGAAAAGUGAAAUAAAAAUGAUAGAGAACUUAUCGUCAAUCGUCGAAGCGUUAAGCAAAACAUUCAGCCAAGUGUCGACGCUGCUGGGUAUACAAUGGGCUCCCAUGGACAUCCCCAUGUCCCGUCGCCUUCAGACCUUUGCAGCUUUCCUCUGGAUCUACCUCAUACUCUUCGGAGAAGCCUUUGCUGUAUAUCUCUUCAUUCGACUGGUAUACUCCAAGUAUUGGUGGGCGGCCAUACUCUAUGGAGUAUGGAUGUUGAAUGAUAUCGAAAUUUGCAACCGUGGUGGACGAUCGUCAGAAUGGGUGAGAAAUUGGAUAUGGUGGCGGUACCUUGCCGACUAUUUUCCAAUCAAGCUAGUAAAGACUGUCGACUUGGAUCCUUCUAAGAACUACAUGUUCGCAUGCUUCCCCCACGGUGUUAUAUCCCUUGGAGCCUUCGGAAGUUUCUGCACAAACGCCUUAGACUUCAAAAAACUGUUCCCUGGCAUGACUUGCCAUCUCAUCACUUUAGGAGGACAUUUCCUAGUUCCUUUCUUCAGAGAAUUGGCUUUGGCACUUGGAAUAUGCUCGUCUUCGGAACAAAGUCUUCUGUAUCUGUUAGACAAGAAGAAGUAUGAAGGGAACUGCGCUUGCAUGAUUAUCGGAGGUGCUGCUGAAGCUUUGGAUGCUCAUCCUAAAGAGUAUAAAGUGAUUCUCAGUAGAAGGAAGGGAUUCAUUCGUGUUGCGAUGAAGUCUGGGGCUGCUCUAGUUCCAGUGUUUUCUUUCGGCGAGACGGAUUUGUUCCGUCCCCCGAACAACCCUGAGAACAGCCUGCUCCGUAGAUUCCAGGAGAAAGUGCGUCAGAUCACCGGUAUCUCCCCGAUGUUUCCCAUGGGGCGUGGAUUGUUCCAGUAUUCUUAUGGCGUACUGCCGAUCAGGGCGCCUGUCACUACUGUUGUUGGUGCUCCAAUGGAAGUGAAAAGGAACUUGGAACCUACAAACGAAGAGAUAGACGCCGUGCAUGCAGAGUUCACACAGCGACUCCAGACUCUCUUUGAAACGGAGAAGGUGAAAUACCUGAAGUAUCACGAGGAAGCGAGGCUAGUUAUCACAUAGGCAAUCUGUUUUAUUUUUAUUUAAUUCCAACAUGUACAAUUUCCCAUUUAGAAGUACAAGAGACAGAAAAAAUAACCUAAUUAUUUUUCACAAAUGUGAUUGGCUCAAUAAAUUACGCCAGUUACGGUCAUUGGUCCGCCAUGUUAGACAGUUAUUACGGUUUGAAAAUGGGUGGUAACUAAAGAUAACUCGAUAUACUGUUGAGUACUUUUUCUAUUUGUUCAAAACUCAUAUUUCCAUGUUUAAAUGUGUUGAGUAAAAAGCAGAGUAAAAAAUAAAUUCUUCUAUGAGUUUAAUGGUUACUUCAGUAACCUCUUGCUUUAAAUCAAUUUCAUAGGGUCGCCAGUAGGUGCCUACUUCUGUCAUAUCUUCUACUAUAUCAUAAGCUUCGUCAUUGAAUUUACUAUGUUAAUUAAUUUUAUUUAAUGUCUUGCAAUUUAUACCUAAAGCAAAUCAGUAACCUAUAUACUUUAGUAAAAUUACUAAUGCCUUUGAAUCAUAGACUGAUUGAUAUUAUAAUAAUUAUUAUUAAUUAGUUGUAAGUUUGUUACAAAAAGGGUAAAGAUAAAUAAAAUAUAUUUUAGCGU